ACUUAAUAAUUUAGAGAAGUCAGUCUGUUAGUGCUACUUCAGUGCUAUCAAACCGUCGCUAUAUUGAUUCUUGGACGGAUUUGUUAGAGUGCGUCGGUGAUUCCUGAUAUCCACUGAGUGUUCUGGAACGUUGACUGUGUUAUUAAUUGUCGUCAUGGGGCGUGCAGAAGCAGAUAGUGAGAAAGAAAAGGGUAAUGACGCUUAUAAAAAAAAGGACUUCGAAGCUGCGAUCACACAUUACGACAAUGCAAUAAAACUUGACCCAACGUGCAUAACGUACUACACAAACAAAGCUGCAGUGUAUUACGAGAAAGGUGAAUAUGAUAAGUGCGUGGAGAUAUGUGAAGAGGCUGUUGAGAUAGGCAGAGAAAACAGAGCCGACUUUAAAUUGAUAGCCAAAGCAUUCGCGCGUGCUGCUCAUGCUUGUGAGAAAAAAGAGGAUUAUCCUAAUGCAAAAAAAUAUUACGACAAGUCACUGUCCGAAUCUAAGCAACCAGAUGUUGAGAAGAGUGCUCGAGCUUUAGAAAAUCGUAUGAAGGAAAUGGAAAGGUUAGCAUAUAUUAACCCAGAGAUGUCAGAAAUGGAGAAAGUCAAGGGAAACGAAUGUUAUCAGAAGGGUGAUUACCCAGCUGCCAUAAAACAUUACACUGAGGCUAUAAAGAGAAAUCCAUCUGACGCAAAACUGUAUAGUAAUCGUGCAGCAUGUUACACAAAGUUAAUGGAGUUUCCUUUAGCGGUUAGUGAUUGUAAUAAGUGCAUCGAGGCAGAUCCGAAAUUUAUCAAAGGUUACCUGAGGAAAGGAGCAGCAUGCAAUGCUAUGAAAGAUUUUACUCAAGCAAGGAAGGCUUUUCGGAAAGCUCUAGAGCUAGAUCCAGAUUGUUCGGAAGCUAGAGAAGGUCUCAGUCAAUCAUAUACAAAUGAUGACGAUCCAGAAGCUGCUCGCAAGCGUGCUAUGAACGAUCCUGAAAUAGCUUCCAUCUUGUCCGAUCCAGCCAUGCGCCUUAUUCUAGAUCAGAUGUCAGAUCCUACUGCACUUCGUGCACACCUUAAUAACCCAGAGAUAGCAUCCAAACUAAUGAAGCUCAUCGAUGCCGGCUUAAUUUCAUUUCGGUGAACUUUCCUUAUGAUAGUUCUGUUUUCAAGAAAUUAAUUCACGAACACUUUUAACUCUUGUUACUAUUCGAAUGUCCUUAAAGAAUGCAAAAGUCGAAUAUUCAAAUACUUUUACUUUUAUCAGCCAUCAACUUCAGGAAAACAAUUAGUUCAGAACCAAUACUUUCUGCUUGCGGGAAUUCUGAUUCAUGUACAUUUAUACAAACAAUAAGUCUUGAAAAUACAGGCGAGUAAAGUACUAGUAUUGUUCUAAAUUCUAAUAAUUUUGAGGGAAUGAGAUCAAUGAAUUGCAAUCUUUAUUAAGUGAAAUAAUCGUUAGGCUUCGAAAGCAUUGAACCAAAAUAAUUGUUAAAGAGAGCAGAAAUUAAGAUUGAUGCAAAAUAUUAAUUAUUCAUUUUAUUUCGCUAAGUCCUCAUCAGCUUACGAGCUAUCAAACCAAUUAUUACGGAUAUAUACGAAAGAGGUUAGGGAUGACUGUAUCAUGACAUCUAUCAGCUAAACUGUUUGUCUUGUCCAAAACAUGAUGUUCUAUAACACAAUCGAAGAUCGGCAGGUAUCCUUUUUCAUAUUACUACCAAUUGCGGUUUUUACAAAUUCAUAUGUAUUCGCAAAAGCAGAUACAUUGGUAGAACAGAAUGAGGAGCCUACGUCCUCUUCAAAGGACAAAUCCCAAAAAGUCAAAGUGGAUUAAAAGUAUUCAGCAGUGCCAUCUCAAAACAUCUUGACACACGACAUCAAGCGGAUGCACUGGAGUUUCUCAAGGUGACUGGUAAACAAUGGAACUCCGAUCUUAGAUUUCCCGAGAAUAUAGCGAUAAAACACCUGAAACGUGAUUUAUGUAACCUAAAAGGAACUAAGUCUUUCUUUGCCCUGGUAACAUAACAUCCUUUUUAUUGCAUCAUUCAUUUUUUCUACUGUUCCCAAAGUUUGGAUUAUAUCAUUGUGAUUUUUUAAGUUUAUAACUGACUGGUUUCAACUCACAUCUUUAUUACCAUUAGUCCGUUUUCAGUCACUUCAUUAUACAAUCAUCUCAUGUUUGUUAACUCUAAGUUCUAAUCACUGAUCCAAUGUUCUGGCACUUCCCCUCUCAAGUUUUAUUUUUGUGACCUUAUCAACUCCUAUCUUCGCUAUGUCAUGACACACAUACUCCUCUCUGACCUCUUUCGUAUUAAUAAAGUAUGUCAAUAUUUGUGAUAACUUUGACUUCGAAGUAUUAUUGGUGUUAAGUAGCUGAUGAGGGCCUAACAAAGUAAGAUGGUCUGCAGCAAUCUCUGUCUUAUCUCUUUAAGAUAAGAUAAUAGAGGGAGUUAUAUGUAUCAAAGUAAACUUAGUUGAAGUCAAAUGGCAUUUAUGGAGGCUUCGUUUGCGGUCUGUGCUUUAUUUAAAAAAUGGACGGAAUUUCCUGUGUAGUAUAUCCGAUUUGUGAUCAGACCAACAUAUCUAUGAUACACAAGACACGCACUGCCUAAGUGAUUGCUUUACACGUUCUAGACAGCUGUGUAACCCGCAGCCAGAUUGACACAACCUCGGACGGCUGACUGUAACACCACCGGUUCGAAGCGACAGUGCCUUUAAUUCUUCCCUAUCAAUGUCUCGUGUGAGGAUUUGAAGUCAGUCAGUCAGCUACAACGUAGGACCAGGCAUAUAUAUGCAUCGGUUCAAGUUGCCAUACCCCAUUAACACAACAAGAUGGACACCAGAUUCAUAAAAGUAGUUAAUUCAGAGGUGGUAAUAUAUACAAGAAAGAUUGCAAUAUGGAUAUAGUACAGGAAGAAAGAAUUAGUUCGUAGAAAGAUAUGAAGCGAUUUUAAUCUCUUAGUUUAAGGGAAGACAGAGAGUGUAUAUACCGACGCCAUUGUGAUCGAUUCUGAGGCAUGUCACCAAGAGUCUCCAACCAUUGGUUACGAUAGUCACGCAGACCCCAACCAAGUAGUCUGCAUCUACCAACAUGGAUCAAACCAGAAGUAAGUGACUUCAAGCACUGAUGCCACGUUUUGGUUUGGCCGCCCCUAACUUUCUUCCAACCAUCUCGAACACCUGUCAGCAUUGCACGUCGUGGUAAUCGGUGUUCGGGCAUACGUAACACGUGGCCCAACCAUCUCAGUCGAUGAAGUUUCACAACCUCAUCAACUGAUUUACCAUCAUUCCCUAAUACCCUGCGUCUAACCUUCCUAUUACUUACCCGGUGAUCCCAGCAGACGCCAGCAAUAUUUCUAAGGCAUCUGUGGUCAAAUACUAGUGGCUUACGAGUGUCUUCUACUCUUAAUGGCCCUGUUUCGCUGCUGUAAAUUAAAACAGAACGGACUGCCGCACAGUAUACUCGUCCUUUUGUUGAUAGACGGAUAUCUCGCCUUCGCCAAAGGUGACGUAAGUCGGCAAAAGCCAAGCGAGCUUUUCGAAUCCGUGCUGAGAUGUCGUCAGACACCAACCCAUUAGGGCUGAUCAGACCUCCAAGAUAAGUGAAGUUGUCAACGUGUUCGACUAAUUCACUCCCUAUCCUUAGUUCAGGUGUUGACGCAGACCAGUCCUGAAGCAACAAGUUGCAUUUAGAGGGGGAGAAACUCAUCCCAAAAAUCCUGGCAUUGUUGCUUAGUGCUAUCAAAAGGCUCUGCAUUUUAUCAGAGUACUCAUCAAACAGGACUAUGUCAUCUGCGUAUUCUAAGUCGAUAAGUGGACCUCCUGGAAGGAGAUCAAUACCCGAGAACUCAGUCGACGAGAAUGUUAUUUCCAUCUCUGUGCUAAUGUAGUAUGGCAACUCGAACUGAUCUACGUAUGUACGAAGUUCUACGUUGUUACUGACUGAUCGACUAUUUCCAUCAGUAGGUCUAUGAUGAAGUUAAACAACAAUGGAGAAAGUGGACAGCCUUGACGGACACUACUUGAAGUUGCAAAAGCAGAUGACAGUUCGCCAUAAGCUCUGACUCGAUUAGUAGUAUUCAAGCAAAGAGCCUUCACAAGGUUUAUAUACUUCUGAUGUACGCAUUUCAAUGACACACUGCCACAGGAUCUCGCGGUAUACGGAGUCAAAUGCUGCUUUCAAGUCAAGAAAGACCACCAUUGUCGGACGCCGAUAAGUAUGCCUGUGUUCCAGAACCUGACGAAUGGUGAAUAUGUGGUCGAUGCAGCCACGACCAGGUCUGAAGCCAGC
This is a messenger RNA of Schistosoma haematobium, 4261 nucleotides long. RefSeq names its product Stress-induced-phosphoprotein 1 (gene STIP1). The record is from RefSeq and is a predicted model, not a curated record. Lineage: Eukaryota; Metazoa; Platyhelminthes; Trematoda; Strigeidida; Schistosomatidae. The transcript has 2 exons. Bases 155 to 1114 code for a protein of 319 amino acids. Gene Ontology annotation, molecular function: Hsp90 protein binding.